GAACUAGUUUAAAAUUCUAAGUUGUCAUUAGAAAAUCUUAAAGGUAAAACAGUGAUAUUAACUGCUAUUUGCUAUUUUUUUGUUAUCUCGUUCCAAAACAACAUCAAAGUUAUGUGCUGGGUUGGUGUUAAAACCCUACUGUUAAGACAGUCUAUUAGUUUUUAUUGCUGUUUGUUUGUUUUUAAAGGCCUGGUUGCUGAGACACACUAUCAACAGAAAAAUGAAUGAUUCUAGACAGCAGUCACUGUUCUUCAUCAGUCUUCCAGAUUUACACAGACUCUGUGUUGUCAGGAUAAUAUUGAGUAAUGGUGUAGCAGAUACCGAGAUUAGGAGUACACAAAUGAAGAUGUGCAGGCAAUUGCUCUUUCUGCACCAAGAUAUUCUUACAUCACCUGUGCCGGGAAUUUUAAACCAGAUUUGGGUGGUGAUGGCGAUACCAUUUUAUAAAGCUGGAAAGCUUAGUGCCUAUGCCGAGAAAUGUGGAGCUAAGGUGGAGGCUCCACAAAGAGUAAUUCCUGUAAUUCUUCAAAACUGCCUUUCAUAUUCACUCACAGCUAGACUUGCUCCAGCCUGGAAUAAAACUGGUCAUCUCUUGGUUCAAGGAAAAGAUUUUCUUUCUCAGAUGGGAAAGCAAAAUGCUGUUGUAUUAGACAUCAAUGUAACAGAAACUCAAGUUUGUUUGAGUAUCGAGGCUUGCACAAUUAGACUGCCACCACCUGAGCUAGGAGAAUUUGGUAUUCCUGAGAGUGUUAUAAAUGAUUUUGAAACUAACAAGAAUGCUGUCAUCGAGAGACAUUCCAUUUUAAGCAACUGGUGCUAUGUUUUGCCAAGCAUGAAAAUGGGACAGAUAGUAAAUAUUCUUCACACCACCCCCCCUGACUGUCCAUUUCACUCAUACACAGAUGUCCAGAUGCACUGGGAUGACCUGUAUGGCUAUAAACUUCCAGAAGAUUGUGGAAAUAUUAAAAUAUACUGCAGCAUCUAUUUCAGAAUGAUUGGAGACAGAGUCUUCACAUACCCUCUCAGUUGCAUCAGAAGCCAGCCGGUACAGUUUUUUCCAAGAGUGGAUUUGGAAGGUGUGUUGAAAAGUUUUCUUUCAGAUUUGAAAUCUAAACUCCCCCAUAUAUGUGGAUUUUCCAUAAAGAUGACAAAUAAACCAUGCUACUACACACAAGAACUAACUAAACCUCAUAUACAGGAAAACAAAAUCAAGCCAUCCAAUUUGACCACUAAAAAAACAUUCAGGGCUUCUCUGACUCAAGCCACUUCCAUAAAACCUGCCUUGGUCCAAAGUCUCCUAGCAUGUUCAGUAGCAGCGGACCACAAGGUGGAGCUUUCCGUCAGCCAGCCAAAGCCAGGCAUCCUCCCAACCCUGCAUCCGAAGCCAGAAUCUGUUCAGAGCAGACAGAUGUCCCUGCCCAAAAAGGUACCACAAAUGCAUCUGGAAGUGUCAAAGCCCAGUGGAAGAAAUACUCAAGUUCGAGACACACAUCUUAGCUCCCAAAGUGAAAUCAGCCCUAAAUUCAUACCAAUUUUCAAAAAUAGAUUGUUACAGAUGAACAAAAAUAUCUCAGGACCUGGCAACCUGAAAAGAAAACAGCAUGUUGUUACAGAAUCUAAGUUGCUUUCACCUAAAACUGGUGUGAUCCAGUUGAACUUAGGUUCAACUGUAAAGAAAAGAUCUAAUGGUAACAUUCAGAUGCUCAUUGGAAAUUUAAAUCAGAAGAAUUCCAGACCUCUGCAAGAAAAAAAUAUUGAGUCCUGUUCAAAGAUGAGAAAAUAUCCUCCUUCUAAUAGAAAAUCAUUGAUUGAGAAUGUAAAUGAAAGUAAACAACUAUGUGAUAAUUCAGUAUUUAAGAUGUCAGAUAACAAUUCAAGUGUAAUAAAAAGUGCUGUCGACUUCCAAGUGAACGCAAAAGAAAAUUUAACGAGUAAAUAUAUAACACAAAUUUUAGGGAAAGUCCAUGGGUCAGUAAAAAUGAAAAGACAACCAUACAUUUUUGAAUCAGACACAGAAAUGGAAAAUCCCCAACUACUACAACAACAAUCAGUAAAUCAGACUAAUGAAGAUGAUGUAAUAAUCCACAGGCUGAUAUUGAGCCAAACAGCCCACAGAUCUAAAAGAAAAUUAUGUCAAGAAUCUUCAAGAACUUCAAGUAAGCAUCAUUCCAAUACUGGCCUUCAUUAUGGGCAGUCCAGUGCUACUAGAAACCAGGUAAAAAAAAUUUUUUUAAGUCUGAGGAUAUACUAGAGAUAUUCGUCAUACACUAGACCUUUAGAGCCCGUAA
Messenger RNA from Loxodonta africana (African savanna elephant), 2288 nucleotides. RefSeq names its product chromosome 11 C18orf63 homolog (gene C11H18orf63). The record is from RefSeq and is a predicted model, not a curated record. The coding region runs from base 221 to 2251 and encodes 676 amino acids. NCBI's taxonomy places the organism in Eukaryota, Metazoa, Chordata, Mammalia, Proboscidea, Elephantidae. The transcript is spliced from 11 exons.